CUUUUGCAGGUUACUUGGAAGUAGACUGAGAGCAUUUCAGGAUGGGGGUUGCAUUAAAAAGUACCAACAAAUUUCUAAGCUUUAGCAUGGUCUCGGUUGCCUCUCUUGUGGCCAUUGUCCUAACUGUGCUCCUAGUGCAUGAUGUACUAAUUCACAAGGAAAGUGAAAGAGACAGUGACAUAGAAGGAAACAGAAGGGCGAUCACCUCUCGGAAGCUGCUGCAAUCUGCUGUUGCAGAUAGGGACACAAACCGUAUAGGCAAGGGUUGCUCAAAAGAUGACAUAGUGAUAUAUCAAGGGCAAGUGGGUCCUCUACCAAGUGGGAUUCCUGGGUACAGAGUUGAAAUCACGAACAUGUGUGGCAGUGAUUGCAAUAUAUCGAAAAUACGGCUUCAUUGUGGAUGGUUCAGCUCAGCACGUUUGAUAAACCCUAAAGUGUUUCGUAGAGUUAGAUACAAUGAUUGCCUUGUGAAUGAUGGGGAGGCCCUUGGCCCAGGAAAAACCAUCUCCUUUGAAUAUGCAAACACUUUCAGCUACCCUCUCUCCGUUUCAUCUGUUGUUUGCUCCAAAAGAGUAAUGAGCUAACACUUACUUGCCUUACAAGGGGAACCUCACCCUCUGCUUUAGUUUUUUGUAAAAAUUAAACCCCUCUUUUGUAAAUAUAAACAAUGAAAAAUGAUUUAAAUUGACUUAAUUAAUUCUUUACGUACUUUCAA
Molecule: messenger RNA, 715 nt
Organism: Cajanus cajan (pigeon pea)
Lineage: Eukaryota; Viridiplantae; Streptophyta; Magnoliopsida; Fabales; Fabaceae
Product: TPD1 protein homolog 1
Biological process (GO): cell fate determination
Source: RefSeq, a predicted model, not a curated record